AUGUCGGCGCGGCGGCGGCGGCGGAGGGCGACCGCCGAGGAGGCGGAGAAGGAAGAAGAAGCGGCGGCGGAGGGCAGCGAUAAGGAAGCAGAUUUGGAAAAAAGCCUUCGUGAGUUGGAUCUUAGAACUGAUUUAGAUGUUCCCGAUAUUCCUCCACCAACAGACAGGACUCCAGAAAUCCUCAAAAGGGCUUUGUCAGGCUUGUCUGCCAGAUGGAAAAAUUGGUGGAUUCGUGGAAUUCUCAGUCUAGCUAUGAUUUCUGGGUUUUUUCUGGUCAUAUACCUGGGAUCGUUUAUGCUGAUGCUUCUGGUCUUAAGCAUCCAAGUGAAGUGUUACCAUGAAAUCAUUACUAUAGGUUACAGAGUCUACCACUCGUAUGAUUUACCGUGGUUUAGAUCCCUCAGCUGGUACUUUUUGCUGUGUGUGAACUACUUCUUUUAUGGGGAGACUGUAGCUGAUUACUUCGCUACGUUUGUUCAGAGAAGAGAACAGCUUCAAUUCCUAAUUCGCUACCACAGGUUUAUAUCUUUUGCACUCUAUUUAACAGGCUUCUGCAUGUUUGUUUUGAGUUUAGUGAAGAAACAUUAUCGUCUGCAAUUUUACAUGUUCGCAUGGACUCAUGUCACUUUGCUGAUCACUGUAACUCAAUCUCAUCUUGUCAUCCAAAAUCUCUUUGAAGGCAUGAUCUGGUUUCUGGUUCCAAUUUCAAGUGUUAUCUGCAAUGAUAUUGCUGCCUACAUUUUUGGAUUCUUCUUUGGCAAAACUCCAUUAAUUAAGCUGUCUCCCAAGAAGACCUGGGAAGGGUUCAUUGGAGGCUUCUUUUCCACAGUUGUAUUUGGAUUUAUUUUUUCCUAUUUUUUGGCUCAACAUCAGUACUUUGUCUGCCCUGUGGAAUAUAACAGUGAAACCAACAGAUUUGUGACAGAGUGUGAACCUUCAGAGCUCUUUCAGAUUAAGAAGUACCCUUUGCCACCAUUGUUUCAGGCUGUUUUGGGAUGGGAAACGGUGAAUAUGUACCCAUUUCAGUUGCACAGCAUCGCACUGUCGACAUUUGCCUCAUUAAUUGGGCCAUUUGGAGGAUUCUUUGCCAGUGGAUUUAAAAGAGCUUUCAAAAUCAAGGAUUUUGCAGACACAAUCCCUGGGCAUGGUGGAAUAAUGGAUCGCUUUGAUUGUCAGUACUUGAUGGCCACUUUUGUUCAUGUCUAUAUCACCAGUUUCAUAAGGGGUCCAAAUCCCAGCAAAUUACUGAAGCAGCUGUUGAUACUUCAGCCUGAGCAACAACUAAGCGUGUAUAAAACCCUGAAAUCUCACCUCAUCGAAAAAGGGAUCCUGCAGCCAUCUCUGAGAGUGUAGUUUGUCAAAACAGAGGACCAGAAGAAACCUCCAUUUACAAGAAGCCUGUGGAAAAAGCAUUGCAAACAUACACAUAGAUAACAGCUAAAGGGAGAGUAGUUUGUGGUCUGGAAGAGGUGAAUGUUUCCUGAAAUGAAUGUGAAUGCUAUGACUUCCUAUUAGGACACAGAGGAUCUCUUACUCUUAAAAUAAAAUGCUUGCAAAGUAACAGUUCACAUGCUGCAUAUUUUAGUUCCUGAAGAGGAUGGCAGCAGCCUUCCUUCAGCACCCAGCCUGACAGGCUUUGUAUUAAAAAAAAAAGAAAACUCACCAUUAGUUUUUAAUCAGUUAUUUGAUAUUGUAUAUCUUAGCAAUACUUUUCUUGGUCUCCUGUGGCUACUGAAAUGUAAACAGAUGAGGCAGGUGGUCACUUUUAUGUAGCUCAGUGCUGAAAUGACAAUUGGCCAGAAAAUAUUUGUUAGCCUGGUCACAGAGGUAGUUACAGCCUGCUGUGUCAGACUCCCUGCAUUUAGUAAAUCGCUGUGAAGGUUAAACUUAGCUCUGUUUUUAAUUAAACUCCUUCUUAUGAAACUAUUUCAUGUUUUCCAGUGAAAAGAACCUUUGCUGAAGUGUAGCUGGGCUGUUUGGGGUGUGGAGCUGCUGGAUUUUUUUGUUGAUGUUAUGGAUUAUAAACAAGCAUCUACAUCCAAGAGUAGAGAUUACCUGAGAAAAUGGGAUUCUCCGACCCAGUAAACAGAUUGGAGAGAAUCUGGAGUUUGAGCCCUUGGCCUGCUCAGUGUCUGAAGACAGUAAUUCAAGCCUUAUUCCUUGUGCCUCUUAACUACCAUGUAGAGUGGGGGUAUUUCCUUCUUUUUAAAAGCACUUUGAGGUCCUGAGUAAGUGAAGUUUAAGUGCUGUUUUAUUAACAUGUUACUCAGUGAAGGCCAAAGCUUUUAUCUCGUGAAUGUGCACCGUGCAAGGUGGGAUACAUGGUUCUUCUGCUGUGUGUUGUUAUUUAUUAAGAAGAUCCUCAAGCAAACUUGGGUAACCACAUAGAUGUUUGACUGGAGAAUUUCAUAGGAAGCGGCUAUUGUGUAGACAUAUGAGAAAAGCUGAUGUUCCGUAAUUCUCAAUGCUAGCUGUUUUCUAACUUUUUUCAUCACGUGACAUGUCUUGAGGCAAGUAAAAAAUAUACACUUUUUUGAAAUGACAAAAAUUACUCCUGUACAAACAGAAAGCACAAAUGCCGAUUCUGUUUUGGUAUACUGUAACUUGAUAAAACUUACUUUUUCCAAUUAAUUGUAAAUAAGUUUCUCCUGCAGUGAACGUACCAAUGCCACAUAUGUCUCUGUGUGUAUAUAUAUAUAUAUUAAAAAUAUUAGAAGAUGUGUAUAUAUAUAUAUAGAAAAGAUGAAAUUUUUAAAUGAUUGGUGCUACUUGAGGGUAAAACCAUGGAGAAAAUCACUAGGGUGGGUGAAGAGAUGUAUCUGUAAAACACAGGCUGCUUUUUUUGAACACCAUGCAGCUGGGACCACUGCGCACUCCGUUUUGAACUUAGGCCAUGGUAGGCACCUGCUUGUCCUUCAGUGGCUGUGUGACUUGGCUUAUUAAUUGGAGGGGACCGAAUUUCAGCCCUUCCACCAGAAGGGCAGCAUAGCCUGAGGUUAAAAGGUAGCACAGCCUUGCUGGGAGUGGGACAUAUGGAAAAGUGCUUUAAAAAGAAGGGAAGAGAAAAGAAAAUGAGAGGGCAACCAAAAUAGCAUUUCUGGAAAGCUAACUUUUAGAUGAAACUUUGGUUAUGUAUGGGACUUUAGUAGGUGCUUAUGAAAAAUCACAGCCAUAGUGGAGCUGGUAUAUCGACUUGGUAUAUCGUUAUCCUGGAUAUUUGAAAAGAAGAAAUGAAAAUUAAAAAAAUUAUAUAGAGAAUAUAUAUAUAAAGGUAAUUGUUACUUUGGAAACUUGAAAUUUUUAGUGUAAUUUUAUAGCAUGUAUAAUAAAGUUAAAUUAUAUUUUAGCAUUUACUACAACAGAGCAUUUGAAAUUAAUUGCUAUGUAUUUGCACAAGAGAAAGUUCAACACUGCAAUUCUGCUGUUCAGUGUUAAAAUGAAGAAGGAAUCACUUGUGAACUCACUCAUCAAUUUUCUGGGUAGAGCAAUAGCUUUCUGACGGCUUAGGCUUGGUGUAAAUAAACCUCAGCAGGACCUGUCACUGUAUAGUGACAGCUAUGCUUGCUUACUAAGAAGUGCAUUUACCACACUUGUUACUUCUGUUAGUUCAAGCACUGCAAUAUGACCAACAGGAAAGUUUAACUGUUUACACCAGUGUCACUUUUCACUUGCACUUUUGUUCCAAGUUGCUAUAACUACCCGCUGAGCAGAAAAACAAAUAAAUGUGUAUAUUAUGUAAAUACUGUAAAUGGUAUGAGCAUAUAAUGUCUGGUUUGUUUUGACUGUUUCAAUCUUUCAUUGAAGCAGGUGUUGUAAUAAAAAUAAAACUGGGACAGAAAUCCUCCUGUCCAGUAUUUCCUACAGCA
Messenger RNA from Strigops habroptila (Kakapo), 3866 nucleotides. It is a transcript of the gene CDS1, whose product is annotated as CDP-diacylglycerol synthase 1. Bases 1 to 1353 code for a protein of 450 amino acids. Gene Ontology annotation, cellular component: endoplasmic reticulum membrane. Gene Ontology annotation, molecular function: phosphatidate cytidylyltransferase activity. The record is from RefSeq and is a predicted model, not a curated record. NCBI's taxonomy places the organism in Eukaryota, Metazoa, Chordata, Aves, Psittaciformes, Psittacidae. The transcript is spliced from 13 exons.